Molecule: messenger RNA, 1583 nt
Organism: Cicer arietinum (chickpea)
Lineage: Eukaryota; Viridiplantae; Streptophyta; Magnoliopsida; Fabales; Fabaceae
Product: UPF0496 protein At3g19330-like
Source: RefSeq, a predicted model, not a curated record
GUAAGAGUUUAAAACCCGAAAACCAUCAAUGAAAUCUUCUCCGGUCUUUUGAGGGGAAAUCGAACAAAAUGAGCGACACACAUCAGUUCAUAAACAUACCAUUAUUGAAACAAGUCGAUUGCAGUUGCUAGUUCCCCCAACAAUUAACACUAUAAUUAGAAUGCUGGAAUGCAUCUCCUUCAACUCCUCCACUCCUUCACCACGCAACAACCUCCCUCCUCCUUCAAAUUCACAAGGAGACAACUCAACACCAUCAACAAGCCCAAACGUCUCUCGCGAAUACGAUCUAGCAGUUCAAGCACCUUCCUACAACGAAAUCCUUACAAUCAUCCAACCCCCUCUUCAACUUCACAACAUCCAAAUUCAACAACAACAAGAUGAACACGACGAAGAUGAUGAUUCACACCACCGCGAUAUCCUCACACAAGUUCUCCAACCCGACUCUAACAGCGUCCGCGAAACACUAGCAAACGCCAAACCCGAAAGUGCUCUCACGCGCCUCGUUUCUUCAUACUUCGACCAUAGCGAAACCACUUCACACCUUUGCCUCCUCCUCUUCAACACCGUCCGCAUCGCUCGUCAAAUGUAUAAACCUAUCUCCGAUUUCAUCUCCGUUCUUCCCGAUGAUUCCUCUUCCCUCUCUCAACCGCAAUGCAACACCGCUUACGAUCUGUUCGUCCAAUUCAACCGUCACGAAAAUCCCUUCGUUUUCCCUCAUUUUCAUACUCUACGCAACAGUUUCUCCGAUCUUAAACACAAAAUCAACAUCGACCGUCGUAAAUGCCGUCACAGAAUUCGUCUCUUCCGUCGCGCCACCAUCGGUUGCGCCCUUUGUGCACUUGCCACAGUCUCAAUUGCUGUGGUCACCACCGUAAUUGUUGCCACACAUGCUUCCAUUGGAUUCGCCGCAAUGGUGCCGUUCUGUUUCCGUUUUCCGAAGAAAAAAAAGAGGAAGGAAUUGGCUAGGUUGAAGCAGCUUGAUGCUGCUGAGAAUGGUACUUUUGUUGUGAAUGAUAUUAACACCAUUGAUAGUCUGGUUGAUAGGCUUCAAACUGCGGUUGAAGGCGAUAAGGCUUAUGUUAAAUUUGCAUUGGAGAGGGGAAGGGAUAGACAUCCCAUACAGGAAGUAAUCAAGCAGCUUCGAAAGACGCAGCCGAUUUUCGAACAGUUGCUUAGAGAUCUUGAGCAACAUAUAUAUCUAUGCUUUUAUACUGUUAACAAAGCUAGAUAUGCACUCCUCAAAGAGAUAUCACUUCAUCAAUCUUUGUAGUAAGUCAGUUCCUAUGUUGUGAAAUGUAGAAAUUUAAGGUAUGAUUUGCUGUAAUUAACUUGCAGUACGGGGUUUGUGUUUAUGCUAUAAACGAGUAUCAUGUAAGUGCUUAUUGAUAAACUAUUUAUGUAACAGGAUAGAAUACGGCAAAUUGUUUUCAUAUAAGGUAUAUAAGCCUUAUUUAUAACCUAUUUUGAAGAGCUUAUCAAGUAAUUUAUAGACAUAUUAUAAGUUGUUUUUAUAAGCUCUCCCGAAUAGUCUCACAAAUACUGUCCUUGGAUACGUCAAUCUAAGCAGAUCCUAGUUCUUAUUA